AUGAAGAGCAUUUAUCUCAGAUGCCAAAAACUUUCUGAGGGGAGAUUAAGCCCACUCGGCCUUUUGGCUGAGCCUUCGGGAAAUAUAGGAUUCACCGGCCUCAGACUUGAUCGGAUGUGUCAUCACUGGCACUAUACAGCUGGCACCCCGAGCUCUUAUAACGGUGUCGACUUGUUUCAGGGCAAUGACUAUUUAAGGUCUCUUUUUGAGGGGAGAUUUAGCCCACUUGGCCUUUUGGCUGAGCCUUCGGGUAGUAUAGGAGACACCGGCCUCAGACUAGAUCGGACGUGUCAUCAUUGGCACUAUAAGAACCGACAUCCCGAGCUCUUAUGA
Ustilaginoidea virens is the source of this 333-nucleotide messenger RNA. RefSeq lists its product as uncharacterized. The transcript is spliced from 3 exons. NCBI's taxonomy places the organism in Eukaryota, Fungi, Ascomycota, Sordariomycetes, Hypocreales, Clavicipitaceae. The coding region runs from base 1 to 333 and encodes 110 amino acids. The record is from RefSeq and is a predicted model, not a curated record.